ACUCAUUGUUACCACCGGCAAUCUUUUACUUUUAUUCCUUUUACGUAAAUCAAAAGCGUCAAAAAUAGACUUCAAUUAAAUAAUUAAUGUUUUGAAAUAAAUUUCUUUUACACGGUAUAAGCAUAUUUCAAGUCAGACUUCAUUCGUUGUAUAUGUCGGAAAAUAAAAACGAUAGCGUGUAUUUUAUUUAUUUUAUGAACGCAACUUAGUGUACAAUAACGUUUGUUUCUCUAUUCUAAGACAAGAACCAAUAGUGCCUGACUUGCUUUAUCGGUUAUCUUUUCGCCAAACGAAAAGAUUCGGAGUAUUCAGGGUACAUUCGUCUCUCUGAACAAUGUUAACGGACUUACUUAUUCGUUCGUUGUUACAUUACAUCAUUGAGAGUUCUCUUAGUCACUCUAAAUUGUUAUAUCAUAAGUAACAUUUAUUCUGUAGUACUAUCGUCGAAAUUGUUAAAAUCAUCAAUAAUGGGAUUAGGAAGUUUUCGAUCGAAAAUACCUCUGAUUAUUAUAUCGGUCUUCCUUCUCUGGCAAUCGUCAAAAGUUUGGCUAAGUUUUACUCAGGAGAAAACUGACAUAGAAGCACAGCCUCAGGACAGCGAAGUGACAACGUUAAGCCAAAACGAUGAGAGAACACAACAGAAGGUUCAUAUUGCAGUUUAUUAUGAGGCACUUUGUCCAGAUUCACGCAGUUUCUUCACCAAACAAUUGCUGCCUACGUAUCACAAGAUUCCGGACAGUAUAGAAGUAGAAUUAAUACCUUACGGGAAAGCUACAACAAUGAAAAUAGAGUCUGGUUACGAAUUCAUAUGUCAACAUGGACCUACAGAAUGUGAUGCAAAUAUUAUUCAUGCAUGUUCCAUUGACAUUCUAAAAAAUUCAUCUGUUCAAUUAGAAUAUGUAUCUUGUAUGAUUAAGAAUAAUAUAGAUCCAGUGAAUAUUAUGAAAAUUUGCGCACAAAAGAUGAACAUAGAUUAUAAUAAAAUUUUUAAAUGUUUCACUGAAGAAAAAGGCAAAGAACUUUUAGCCAAAUAUGGGGAGCAAACAAAUUCUUUAAUACCGACAGUUUCUUUUAUACCAACCAUAUUACUUGAUGGGAGUUCAGACUACCAGGCAAGGAUAUUAAAAAAUUUAUUGCAAGAAGUGUGCCUACAUCUUAAAUUCUUGCCAGAGCAUUGUAAAUUGUAAAAAUAUGUUGAACAUUUAUAAAACAUAUCUUCCUACAGAUUUGCAUGAAGUACAAUAUUUUUUACAUUAAUUUUAUAUUAAAUUUUCAUAUAUUCAAUGCUUCAUGAGGAUUUCUCAAAAGAAUUAUGAUAAUUUUUAUACAAAAUGUUAAAGGUGCACAUGUGGACUAAUAUAUUUUUUGUUUAAA
Molecule: messenger RNA, 1374 nt
Organism: Nomia melanderi (Alkali bee)
Lineage: Eukaryota; Metazoa; Arthropoda; Insecta; Hymenoptera; Halictidae
Product: gamma-interferon-inducible lysosomal thiol reductase-like protein
Molecular function (GO): oxidoreductase activity, acting on a sulfur group of donors, disulfide as acceptor
Source: RefSeq, a predicted model, not a curated record